AGCCAUACCUGCGCUGCAGAAACCCGCCCAACUUCAAAAUAACGGCGACAAGAAAAGAUGACCUCCAGUCGUCCAGGCAAAUGCAAAAUAUGUGGUUAAUAGCUUAAUGUGGAAGAGCAUCAGAUAAUACUAGUUAAAAAAUAAUAAUUACGAUACUUAUUUAGGGUUAUGUCAAUGCAAUUGACUAUUAUUUGAACCAUUUGUUGUAGAAAGAAAAGGGUACAUUCUAAAGGACAAUGUUACUCACUAAAACGUCAUCGUUGAAAUGGAUACGCGCGUUAUUUGCUAUGUGGCUGCAUCUGACUGUGUGGGAAACGAUGGAGGCUAUCCAUCCAGACUGUGCCCUGGUCUCUCAUCACAUGAAGUCCCAGGAGAGCUGUAUCCACACACGCAGACAGGAAGGCCGGAACCGCUCUGCCAGGACAGGGUGUCGUACAGAGUGGGAUGAUAUCAGAUGCUGGUCACGGGCUGAGGUGGGCCAGAUUGUCAACGUCUCCUGCUCAGACGUCUCCCAGCUCUUCGCCAACAAAGGCUACAUCUUCAGGAACUGUACGAAGGCUGGCUGGACAGAGCUGUACCCUACAUAUGAGGAGGCCUGUGAGUUCGCAGAUGAGUCAGAGACAGGAUCAGAGACAACAUACUUCUACACCAUCAGUCAGGUGUACACCGCUGGAUAUGCCACCUCCCUCGUCUCCCUCAUAUCAGCCAUCUUUGUCUUCACUGUGUUCAGGAAGUUCCACUGUACCAGGAACUACAUCCACAUCAACCUAUUUUCCUCAUUCAUCCUGAGAGCCAGUGCCGUUUUCAUCAAGGACGGAGUUCUGUUCGCUGAUGAGAACCUGGACCACUGCUUCAUGUCCACAAUGGCGUGUAAGUCAGCGGUGGCCUUCUUCCAGUUUAGCAUCCUGGCUAACUACUUCUGGCUGCUGGUGGAGGGCAUGUACCUCCAGACCCUCCUGGCCCUCACCUUCGUCUCACACAAGAAGUACUUCUGGUGGUACACACUCAUCGGCUGGGGUCUCCCAACUACAAUACUGUUGGUGUGGGUUCUGACACGCAACUUCUAUGAUAACCGAGGUUGCUGGGACGACACUGAUGUGGCCUUCAUCUGGUGGAUCAUCAAAGGGCCAAUAACAGCAUCAUUACUGGUCAACUUCAUCAUCUUCAUCAAUGUGAUCCGUAUUCUGGUACAGAAGCUCAAAUCUCCUGGCGUGGGGGGCCACGACACUGGCCACUUCAUGAGGCUGGCUAAAUCCACUCUGUUCCUGAUCCCUCUGUUUGGGAUGCACUACAUGGUGUUUGCCUUCCUACCAGAAAACACAGGAGAGGAGGCCCGUAUCUUCAUAGAGCUGGGCCUGGGAUCCUUUCAGGGCUUUGUGGUGGCUCUGCUCUACUGUUUCCUAAAUGGAGAAGUGCAGGCAGAGCUGAAGAAGCAUCUAUGGAAGUGGCAGAUCCAGGGUUAUCUGCGCUACAGUAGGAGAAGACGUACCCUCUUCACAGAGAGCUCCACUGUCACACAGAUCUCUGUUCUGGAGAAGUCCUCCCCCAAGGAGUUGCCCUGCAUCAGCGACACACACACACUCACACACAUCGACAAACACACACUCACACACACUUCUGUCCCGAGCUGUACUGACACACAAACACUCACACACACUGACACACAAACACUCACACACAGCUCUGUCUCAAUCUGUGACGACACAAACACUCUCACACACAACACCGAUUCACUCACACACAACUCAACAGUCUGAGAGAACAAAAAAUCCCGCUAUCUCUCUCUAUUCCCAAUCCUCCCUCUUCUUUUCUUCCUCCCCUCUCUCAAGGAUGGACUACACCUUGACUCUGCAGUGCCCAAAUCUCAGAUAGGCCUCUCAGUCUAGAGAGAUCUAAAUGUUGUUCCAUAGACUGAGCUGUCUGUUGUGUUGACUCACUGGCUUGGCUAUGUGGCUCCAUAGACUGAGCUGUCUGUUGUGUUGACUCACUGGCUUGGCUGUGUGGCACCAUAGACUGAGCUGUCUGUUGUGUUGACUCACUGGCUUGGCUGUGUGGUUCCAUAGACUGAGCUGUCUGUUGUGUUGACUCACUGGCUUGGCUGUGUGGCUCCAUAGACUGAGCUGUCUGUUGUGUUGACUCACUGGCUUGGCUGUGUGGUUCCAUAGACUGAGCUGUCUGUUGUGUUGACUCACUGGCUUGGCUGUGUGGCUCCAUAGACUGAGGAAGAGUAAUACAAAAAAAAGCAAAUUAUCGCAAUGGCCACAGAUUGACCAGAUUCCCAAAUGAAGCAAACUUUAUAGUGUCUACAAUAUACUGUAUCUUCCAUAGUACAAGUAAAUACACAGCCUUGUCUGUCAGGGCUUUCUAAAUGGACUGUGCUGUGUUUGGGUGGGUUGCUGCUAUUGUUGCCAGACAUGGACUUGCUGGCUGUGUGGUCUGGACACUAGACACUACUGGACUCUAGUGGAAGCUAGUGGACUCCAGUGGACUGCGCUUAUGUCCAUAGUAGAAAUGAACUGGCCCCGGUGUGUUAGAAAUGCAGAGUAGUGAUAAAUUUAACAUAUUGAUUGAGAGGAAGAGGUUCAACUGACCUCUCUCCCCUCAUCAACCUGAAGGAAGAGGUUCAACUGACCUCUCACCUCUCAUCAACCUGUAGGAAGAGGUUCAACUCACCUCUCUCCCCUAAUCAACCUGAAAGAAGAGGUUCAACUGAUCUCUCUCAUAAACCUGAAGGAAGAGAUUCAACUGACCUCUCUCCCCUAAUCAACCUGAAAGAAGAGGUUCAACUGAUCUCUCUCAUCAACCUGAAGGAAGAGGUUCAACUGACCUCUAUCCCCUCAUCAACCUGAAGGAAGAGGUUCAACUGAUCUCUAUCCCCUCAUCAACCUGAAGGAAGAGGUUCAACUGACCUCUAUCCCCUCAUCGACCUGAAGGAAGAGGUUCAACUGAUCUCUCUCCCCUCAUCAUCCUGAAGGAAGAGGUUCAACUGACCUCUAUCCCCUCAUCAACCUGAAGGAAGAGGUUCAACUGACCUCUAUCCCCUCAUCAACCUGAAGGAAGAGGUUCAACUGACCUCUAUCCCCUCAUCAACCUGAAGGAAGAGGUUCAACUGACCUCUAUCCCCUCAUCAUCCUGAAGGAAGAGGUUCAACUGACCUCUAUCCCCUCAUCAACCUGAAGGAAGAGGUUCAACUGAUCUCUCUCCCCUCAUCAUCCUGAAGGAAGAGGUUCAACUGACCUCUAUCCCCUCAUCAACCUGAAGGAAGAGGUUCAACUGAUCUCUCUCCCCUCAUCAACCUGAAGGAAGAGGUUCAACUGACCUCUAUCCCCUCAUCAACCUGAAGGAAGAGGUUCAACUGACCUCUAUCCCCUCAUCAUCCUGAAGGAAGAGGUUCAACUGACCUCUAUCCCCUCAUCAACCUGAAGGAAGAGGUUCAACUGAUCUCUCUCCCCUCAUCAUCCUGAAGGAAGAGGUUCAACUGACCUCUAUCCCCUCAUCAACCUGAAGGAAGAGGUUCAACUGAUCUCUCUCCCCUCAUCAACCUGAAGGAAGAGGUUCAACUGAUCUCUCUCCCCUCAUCAACCUGAGGAGUACAGAGAAGAACAACCAUUUCUACCUUAUGGAUUGUAAAUGCAACAUGUUGCACAGUGCACAAGCAUGUAUGGAGCACUACACUGUAAAGAUGAUUAUUUAUGUAGACCUUGUUUUUUGUUGUUAUUAAUUGUCUUAAAACCAGUUGAGCUGACAGCCGUUUUGUACUGUUUCGCUAUGGCUUUAGUCAUCCAUCUAGCAAGAGGGCAAUAUUUUAAUGGUGUAGUGUUGUUUUCCCCCAGUUAGCUAUGACCUUUGGCUUUCACCUGGAAUUGUUAUCUAUGUCUGAGGAAAAAAAAACACUUUUCAACCCAUAUGAUCUAGUACACAGUAAAAGUAUACUAAAACAAAUACAACAAUUAUGAAAUGACAAAAUAACAUACAGUUGGGAAUGAAUAAGCCUUUUCAUACUUUAUAAUAUGUCCAUAUAUAGUUAUAAUCUGUUUUCGGAACAUCUACACAAAAUAUUUCACAUUCUUUAUUACUUGACCAAACACACAGUUCCUUCGGAAAGUACUUUCUCCACAUGUUGCUACGUUACAGCCUAGUUCUAACAUGGAUGAAAUGAAACUAAAUCCUCAGCGAUCGAUACACAAUACCCUUUAAUGAAAGAGCAAAAACAGCUUUUUAGACAUUUAGCAAAUGUAUAAAAAUGUUUUAACAGAAAUACCUGAUUUACAUAGGUAUCCAAACCCUUUGCUAAGAGAUUUGAAAUUGAGCUCAGGUGCAUCCUGUUUCCAUUGACCAUCCUUGAGAUGUUUCUACAACUGGAUUUGAGUCCACCUGUGGUAAAUUCAAUUCAUUGGCAUGAUUUGGAAAGGCACACACCUAUCUAUAUAAGGUCCCACAGUUGACAGUGCAUGUCAGAGCAAAAACCAAGCCAUGAGGUCGAAGGAAUUGUCCGCAGAGCGCAGAGAUAGGAUUGUGUCAAGGCACAGAUAUGGGGAAGGGUGCCAAAAAAAUUCUGCAGCAUUGAUGGUCCCCAAGAACUCAGUGAAGUUUGGAAUUGCCAAGACUCUUGGCCACCAGACCAAACUGAGCAAUCAGGGGAGAAGGUCCUUGGUCAGGGAGGUGACCAAGAACCACAUGGUCACUCUGACAGAGCUCUGGAGUUCCUCUGUGGAGAUGGAAGAACCUUCCAGAAGGACAACUAUGUCUGCAGCACUCUACCAUAAAGGUCUGAAUGGUGGAGUGCUGCAGACAUAGUUGUCCUCAUGGUCUGAGUAAAGACUCAGACCAUGAGAAACAAAAUUCUCUGCUCUGAUGAAACCAAGAUUGAACACUGAACUGAAUGUCAAGCGUCACGUCUGGAGGAAACCUGGCACCAUCCCUAUGGUGAAGCAUGGUGAUGGCAGAAUUAUGCUGUGGGGAUGCUUUUCAGUGGCAGGGACUGGGAGACUAGUCAGGAUCGAGGCAAAGAUGAACGGAGCAAAGUACAGAGAGAUCCUUGAUGAAAAUCUGCUCCAGAGGUCUCAGGACCUCAGACUAGGGAGAAAGUUGACCAAACAUGACAACAACACUAAGCACACAGCCAAGACAAGGCAGGAGUGGCAUUGGAACAAGUCUCUGAAUGUCCUUGAGUGGCCCAGCUAGUGCCCAGACUUAAACCUUAUUGAACCUAAAAAUAGCUGUGCAGCAACGCUCCCCAUCCAACCGGACAUAUCUAGAGAGGAUCUGCAGAGAAGAAUGGGAGAAACUCCCCAAAUACAGGUGUGCCAAGCUUGUAGCGUCAUACCCAAGAAGAUUUGCGGCUGUAAUCGCUGCCAAAGGUACUUCAAUAAAGUACUGAGAAAUGGUCUGAAUACUUAUAUAAAUGUAAUAUUUCAGUUUAUUUUUAAUAAAUUAGUAAAAACGUCUAAAAACCUGUUCAUGCUUUGUCAAUAUAGGGUAUUGUGUGUAGAUUGAUGAGGGAAAAAAAUAUUUAAUCAAUUUUAGAAUAAGGCUCUAAUGUAACAAAAUAUGGAAAAAGACAAGGGGUCUGAAUACUUUUCCGAAGGCUCUGUAUCAUGACAUUAAUGAUAGUCAAAAUCUGUUACAUUUGUGAAUGUCUCAAUCAACAUUUGGGCCAUUUAAACAGCAUGGUUCCCUCUUAUAGACAAGGGGAGAAGGGCUAUGUAAAGGCAUCGAUUAUGUCGCUCUGACCAUAUGCAAUGUGUCUGCCUCCAAAGUAAAACAAAUGUUUGACUUCCACACAAAAUGACUUCUUUACUUAUUUUAGGUUUAAGGAAGUGUGUAGAUUGCGUUCUUUAUCGUAGAGCUCUGUUGUAAUUUAGAUCUGCCUGCUCGAGACAAAUUCAGCAUUGCUUUGCCAUGUCUGUGCUGUGAAGCAGUCGAGCUGGAUAAAUGUUUUUCUAAGGACCGCCCCUUUGAUCUCACAUGGCAGUGAAGUGAUAUAAAUCGAUGUAAUGAUGAAACUGACCAGCAGAGGGAGGCAAAUACAAGUUUAUUCGACAGAGGAAGGUCUGCAUUGCUGUCUUCUGACAAGACAGUGGGAAGUCAAUAAAAUAAGUAAGGUAAACAUUUACAUAUUUUUAAAAGUAAUUCUAGUGCACCAUUUCAGGGACUGUCAGUUUAAGAGGUUUUAAUGUAGAAGUGUACAUAAACAUGAAUGAAUGAGAUUAUAGAUUGUUGAUAAGAGAUUAUAGAUGAUAGCGAUAUAGAGAUGUAUAGAUUAUAGAGAUAAUAGAAAUUAUAGAGAUGAUCGAUUAUAGAGAUGAUAGAUUAUAGACAUAAUAGAAAUGAUAGAGAUGAUAGAUUAUAGAUAGUCUAGAUUUGUUUUUCUUUUGAAACUUUAUACUCCCGUUUUCUUGGACAUUGCAUUUAUUUCGAGAUUUUAUUAACACCAAAGUCAGCGUAUUUAUGUCAAAACUGUUUCAAAGUGUUCUAUAUUUCUGAGCAAUCUGUACAACAUAUACCCAUUACACAUCUUAAUGAUUUAACUUUGAACAUGUUAAUAUUUUGUAUCAUAUACACAUAUAUGUAGGUACUAGGUUUAUUUAGUUGUAUAAUAAAAUGAGUAAAUUAAUAAAAUAUAAUACAACUUGCAUUUCAAUAGAAUUAUAUCAUUUGUAUAUCAAUUUAUUGACAAAUUGCAAAAAUGUGUUGUUACAUACUUCUUGUACCAACAAUACUUUUUAGGGAAAGGACAUUUUCAAGAGGUUGCAACUGUACAGUAUGAGUAUGUUUUCAGAUAUUUGUAUUGUGUAGUUGGGAAAAUGGACAGGUUUUGGAUUAUCUUGUCUGUUUAUUUCUUGGUGUCAAUAGUUGCAUCUCUCCACAAGGGAGCACUGUAGAAUCAUAUUUUAUGGGGGCCAUUUUAGUACCUUUCCAGAAGAUAAACAAAUCAGAAGUAAAUGGGUACUGUACAUGGUUAAAGUAUUCAGUGUAUAUAUACAUGAAACACUAUAUUAAAAAGCCAUUCAUGCUUUGGAGCUUGUGACCUCUUAUGUGAAUCUGUGAUUGUGGGAAAAGGAGGUUAUGGCUCAGACGAUGACCUCUGGUACCUUUACCAUGUACUACUGGUCUGUGUUGCUCAUAUAUGCAUCUGACAUGUAAGGCAAUCAUCCCGUGUAUUCAUAUCAUGAAUUAUAUCAAUUAUAAUAUGUCAUUUUUUUGUGGAAUAUGAUGAGCAUACUAUGCUAAGAUAUCCUGCACUUUGAUUCAUUUGAUAUAAAACAGCUGUAUACUCUAUUAUAACAUGGGCAGCAUAAUAUAAUAGUGUGCUUCUUUGUUGGGUUCAAAUUGUGACAAGAACAUGGAACUGAUCUGAACUGAACAAGACUUUUAUUGACUGUGAGGCUACUGAAAGGAUCAAUGGAUGCAGCACUUUGACUUGUAAACUGCUUUUGUGGUAUUGUGGAGUUGAGAUGGUGUAAUAUUCACAUCUGUGUGCGAAUUGUGUUCUCUCUCUUCUGAAGCUGUAAAAAACUGAAAGCUCUUUCCCCCCUAACAGGUUCCUGGCUACAACAUUACUGAUCAUUUCUGAUGUGAUGCUGUUUAUUUAGAGGGCUAGCCUGGUGCCUGAUCUGUUUGUGCUGUUUUGCCAACUCCUAUCGUCAUGUCAUGUUUGGCAUGACACUGGACAUACAAGUUGGCAAAAAAGCACAAUCAGAUCUGGCACCAGGCUAAUACAGGGCUGUACUCUAAGUCCAAAUAACAAACACACAUACACAACAUCAAUGAGUCAACAAGUCCAAAACAUUUAUUGCGACUUAAAGUCAAUAAUACAAUAAUAAUGUACAAAACCUCUUUAUUACAGGGGUAGGUAACCCUGGUCCUGGAGGGCCCCAGGCACUUCAUGUUUUUGAUUUAACCAACCUGGAAGACCAGGUAUGUUGAAUUUAGGCAAUUACUGAACUGAUCAAUUAGCUCAGUUGGUCCAGCGUGGUGCCUAGAUGGAUCAAAAUCCUGCUGUACCUGCGGCACACCAAGAACAGGGUUUCCUACCCCAGUUUUAAUAUAUACAUCAAAACAAGAAGACAUUUAUACAGCGCAGCGGUGAAACAGAAGAUGAAAUGAAAACAUGAGUUUAAAAACAGCCUGAAGCAGGCAGCGGUCAGGUCACCAGAAUUAUGGCAAAUUACAUUUCAAUUCAAACUGAAAUUAUUAAUUACAUUUGUUUUUCAUUAAAAAGCAUUGAGAAAAUGUUUUGUUUACUUCCGGCAUU
This is a messenger RNA of Oncorhynchus nerka (sockeye salmon), 8257 nucleotides long. Its product is annotated as pituitary adenylate cyclase-activating polypeptide type I receptor-like. The record is from RefSeq and is a predicted model, not a curated record. The transcript is spliced from 13 exons. Gene Ontology annotation, biological process: adenylate cyclase-modulating G protein-coupled receptor signaling pathway; cell surface receptor signaling pathway. Bases 237 to 1757 code for a protein of 506 amino acids. Gene Ontology annotation, cellular component: plasma membrane. NCBI's taxonomy places the organism in Eukaryota, Metazoa, Chordata, Actinopteri, Salmoniformes, Salmonidae. Gene Ontology annotation, molecular function: peptide hormone binding; G protein-coupled peptide receptor activity; vasoactive intestinal polypeptide receptor activity.